ACGCCGUGUGACCACACCCCCAACUGUGAGAUAAUGGAGCCCGGCGAUGAGGAGAUCCCAGAUUUGGUACCAAUCUCCACACCAAAGGUCCCUGUCACAAUCAUAACUGGAUAUCUAGGAGCUGGUAAAACGACUCUUCUGAACUACAUUCUGACCGAGCAGCACCAGAAAAGGAUUGCAGUCAUCCUCAAUGAGUUUGGAGAAGGUAGUGCAGUAGAGAAGAGUCUGGCAGUGGGGCAGUCCGGGGAGCUGUACGAGGAGUGGCUGGAACUGAGAAAUGGCUGUCUCUGCUGCUCUGUCAAGGAUGUGGGUGUGAAGGCGAUAGAGAACCUGAUGCAGAAGAAAGGGAAGUUUGACUACAUUCUACUGGAGACCACGGGACUGGCCGAUCCUGGCCCCAUUGCUGCCAUGUUCUGGCUGGACGAUGAUCUCGGCAGCGAGAUUUACCUCGACGGUAUUGUCACAGUGGUAGAUUCCAAGCACAUAUUUCAGCAAGUAUCAGAGAAGAGACAAGAUGGCUCGCUCAAUGAAGCAGUGAGGCAAAUAGCUCUGGCAGACUUGGUUCUGGUCAACAAGACUGACUUGGUGUCUGGAGAUGCUCUCAAAGACGUCCGUCAAAGAGUGCAGUGAGCUGAGCUAUAUAUACAAUGUAGAAUCAGUAUUCUUCACACCAUCGUAUUGCUGC
Molecule: messenger RNA, 685 nt
Organism: Geodia barretti
Lineage: Eukaryota; Metazoa; Porifera; Demospongiae; Tetractinellida; Geodiidae
Source: the annotation of a GenBank genome assembly